AUGGUGCUGCGGGAGCCGGGAACGGCGGCACGAACGGGAACAGCGGCCCCACCCACCUGGUCACGCCUCCGCCCCGUGCGCCCCCGUUUCCGCGUCGUGCGGUGCACGCCGGGAAUUGUAGUCCCACGCGCCAUCCCUAGCGGGCGGAGGUGCGGACUACAGCUCCCGGCGUGCAGCGAGGCUGCGCCUGCGCAGUGCGGCGGCCUCGGGCUGGGGGCGCUGAGGGGGGCUGGGACGGGCUCCCGAGGGGGUGUCAGUCGCCGGGACGCUCCCCGUUGCCACCAGCCCUUCUCUCCCGCAGGCCAUGAGCGGCGCCGCGGGCUGGGAGCGGCCGGAGGAAUGGCCACAGGAGCGGCCGGAGGAGCGGCAGCGCGUGGUGCCCCCGGCAAGUCCCGUCCCGAGCGUAUGCCAGCUCUGGGGCAGGGAGGUGUCCUGCAGGAGCUGGUGCUCGCAGACGGGCAGCCCCCAGCGCCUGGGAUCAGCGAGGAGCAGCGCCAGGCCCAGGAGGAGUGGGAGGCUCUGGAGGAGAUCCAGUCAGGGUUGGGGGGCACCUCGGGCACGCCCCCCCCUCCGAUUUCCUUCUCGGAGGCGCUGCAGCACUUCCAGAGCGCGGAGCUGCCCUGCAGCCGGGGCUCGGCCCGGGCCCCGGCGCGCCGCGGCGUCCUGGCCGCCCUGCUGCGCUGCCUCGGCGGGCCGCCCCGGCUGCGCCCGCAGCUCCGCGGCGAGCAGGAGCUGGCGCUGGCCAUGGCGCAGUGUGCCCUGGAUGACUCGGAGCGGGUGCACAUGCGGAUCCUGCAGACCAUCUACCGGCAGCUGACGCGCUCCAGGCUGGGCUGCCCGCGCUACGGGGCGCACUGGGAGGAGCUGGGCUUCCAGGGUGCAGAUCCUGGCACUGACCUGCGUGGGACAGGAAUGCUGGGGCUGAUGCAGAUCCUGUUCUUUGUCCUGGAUUCCCGGACGCUGCCGCUGGCACGGGAGAUCUUCCAGCUCUCCCAGCAUGAAACCCAGAAUUUUCCCUUCUGCAUCAUGUCUGUGAACAUCACGCGGAUCGUGAUCCAGGCGCUGCAGGAGGAGCGGCUCUCCCGGGAGUGCAACCGGCGGCAGCAGGUGAUCGCGGUGCUCAACGACCUCUACGCCGCCGCCUUCCUGCGCCUCUCCCGCCUCUGGGAGCAGCAGCACGGCACCGUGGCCAACGCUGGCUUCUUCCUCAAGGAGCUGGAAUUAUCCACCAAAAAGAAGCCGAGGCAGCUGCUGAAAUCCCUGGAAGCCUACCUGAGCCGUGGCCUUCGGCCUCCCUCCCCUCCCUCCUCCCAGAUCCACUUCAGCAGCAUUUGUGACCCUGGCGUGGAGCUGGAGGGAGAUGCCUGACUGCUCUGGCACGGAGGGUGGUCCCGGAGGUGCGAGGCCCCCGCCCCUCCGCAGGUCACCCGGGGCCGCUUUGGCCUCUCCAGGCCGCUGCACCCCGUGGGCUCGGGGCCGUGGGACGGACGGGGCUGGGGACGGGACGGGGACGGGGCUGGUGGUGCCGGGGUGGUGGGGACCCCCCCGGGGCCACCGGGGCUGGGCUGA
Melospiza georgiana is the source of this 1569-nucleotide messenger RNA. RefSeq names its product ELMO domain containing 3 (gene ELMOD3). Lineage: Eukaryota; Metazoa; Chordata; Aves; Passeriformes; Passerellidae. The record is from RefSeq and is a predicted model, not a curated record. The transcript is spliced from 13 exons.